AUGUCAAAUCUCGCGAAACUUGAAUUUGUGGCUCUUGAUAUUACUGGAAAGAACUAUUUAUCAUGGGUAUUAGAUGCUGAAAUCCAUUUGGCUGCAAAGGGUCUUGGUAAUACUAUCACAGCCGAAAAUAAUGAAUUGGAUCAAGAUAAGGCCAAAGCUAUGAUAUUCCUUCGCCAUCACCUUUAUGAGGCUCUAAAGAAUGAAUAUUUAACUGUUAAAGACCCAGAGGUGCUUUGGAGUAAUUUAAAGGAAAGAUAUGACCACCAGAAAAUUGUGAUACUUCCCUUAGCUCGUUAUGAAUGGCUAAAUUUAACACUGCAAGAUUGUAAAUCUAUCAGUAAUUACAACUCAGCCAUACCAUGCAGUAGCAGUGGUCGAGGCCGUGGUAGAGGUCGUGGCCGUGGAAGAGGAUAUAAACCUGCUAGAGGUCGAGGUGGUUAUGGACCUAGUGGAGGUCGAGGUGGUUAUGGACCUAGAAGAGGUCGAGGUGGUCACUCCAAGAACUCCUAUUCUCACCAGAAGUGGGACAAUAAAAAUGGUACCAAACACGAGAAGGAUAAUGCGACCAAUGUGUGCUACCCUUAUGGAGGAAAUGGUCAUUGGUCUCGUGUAUGUCGUACCCCAAAGCAUCUUAUUGAUCUCUACCAGCAAUCAUUGAAGGAAAAAGGAAAGAAGGUAGAGACAAAUCUUGUGUUCGAGGAUGGUGACGGUGAUUUUGAUCAUGACAAUGCAACGCACUUGGAAGUUGCUGAUUUCUUCACCACCCCCGAAGGGAAUAAUUGA
Molecule: messenger RNA, 783 nt
Organism: Beta vulgaris subsp. vulgaris (sugar beet)
Lineage: Eukaryota; Viridiplantae; Streptophyta; Magnoliopsida; Caryophyllales; Amaranthaceae
Exons: 2
Coding region: 1-783 (260 amino acids)
Source: RefSeq, a predicted model, not a curated record